Molecule: messenger RNA, 1977 nt
Organism: Danio rerio (zebrafish)
Lineage: Eukaryota; Metazoa; Chordata; Actinopteri; Cypriniformes; Danionidae
Gene: lgals3bp.3
Product: galectin 3 binding protein, tandem duplicate 3
Cellular component (GO): membrane; extracellular region
Source: RefSeq, marked provisional
CGUUCUUCUGUUGAGUCUCAAGCUAGAAUGAUCAUGUAUAUUAUAUGGGCAUUGCUGUUUAUUCCUGUGUCGGCUCAGCAAUGGACUCUGUUUGAUGAGCAGGCAAAGCCUAAGCGGGAGGGCAGAGUAAGACUGGUUGGAGGUCUUUCCUCAUCUGGCCGUGUGGAGGUCUACCAUGAUGGACAGUGGGGUACAGUCUGUGAUGAUGGAUGGGAUCUGGCUGAAGGGCAGGUGGUGUGUCGUCAGCUGGGUUUUCCUGGAGCCGUAUCAGUUGCUUCUGGAGGGCAAUAUGGUGAAGGGUCUGGUCCAAUCUGGCUGGAUGAUAUGAACUGUAAAGGCUCAGAGAGCAUAUUGUCUGAAUGCUGCUUUAAAGGCUGGGGUGUCAAUGACUGCACACAUCAAGAGGACGCUGGAGUGGUUUGUGACACUGGUACAAACGCAACCAACAUCCGUCAGAUCUCUGUGGAUAACAGUCUGGGAUUGUCAGAUGAUCUCGGUUUCCUGUUUGACAGUGAAGACGGUUGUGAUUUCAUCAUUGCUGUACAAGAUCUUAGUGAAGAAGCUGAAUUGACUCUUUGUGUGCACCGUGUGAUCCUCAUGAUGUAUCCCGAGCUAAACAUAACAAAUGACACCAGAAACCUUACAGUUGAUGUCAGCCAGACUUGUCAGUCCCAUGUCUCUGCUUUGAUCAGGUAUUUGUACACCCAUCAGAUUGAUGUCUCCGCAACAUCCGCUCAGUGUCUCCAUCAGCUGGCGUUCAUCUUUGGAGUGAAGAAGCUCAUGGAGGAUGUUGGCAGGGUCUUCACUGCACUCAUUCCUGAAGACAACACCUUCCAGACGCAGGUGUCAAUGUACGAGUAUGGCGUGCGCACAGGUGACCUUGUCCUCCAGGAGAACGUUCUCCAGUAUCUUUCCUGGAACUGCGAGUUCCUCAUAAGCUCUCCAGUGUGGAGCACCGUCUCGUUUGAGAUGAUGGAUGCUCUGCUGCAGCGCUCAGACCUGAUUGUGAAGGACGAAGCUGUUCUUCUUGAAGCUCUGGAGAGAUGGAUCCAAGACAAAGGUGACCAGAUUAGUUCAGAUAAACAGGUCAGCCUCCUGAGUCACAUCCGCUUCCUCUUAAUCCCAGUGGAUAAACUCUAUGACAUGCAAUUUUCCUCAAGUGCUCUCUAUCAGAAUAACGAGAAACUGUAUCUGACUGGACUGCUCAGAGGAUUUGAGUUCAAUGCUCUACCCUUCUCUAAGAUCAGGAAUCAAAUAGAUAACGCAAGCAGUGAGUAUCUACCCAGAAUCUACACUGGAGAUGAGUGGAGUGUAUUUAUCAAUGACACAACUGUCAGUAGCCCGUAUUAUAAUUAUAAUUACUAUGGCCAAAGCAACAGAAUCCAGACCUUUUUCACUUCUGCACACCCUAGUGCUCUUUACAAAGAUCAGAAGGUCCAGUGGCAAGCCCAAGUUUUUCUUACUCUCCAGGAAUGCUCUAACUAUGGUGUUUCAUGUAAUACUUUGCCUGUUGCACGUUUUUAUGGAUAUAGCAAUCAGUACAGUUACUCCAACAUCAUUAGCUACAACAACAGGUUAAUUCUUACCUGUAAAAAUCAGAACAAUGUCUUCCAUGUGCAAGAAUUCAAAAACGACGUGGUAGUGGUUCCAACUAACAGCAGCAUGGUUCUGCCGAACCCCUGUCCAGAUGACUACAACUUCAGAUUUGUCGUGCGUCCACAGUACAUCUGACUACUGUCAACUUCAUAUAAUUUUUUUCUGGUGUUUUAAUUAAUUUUUUAUUUUUGUUUUUUCAAAUUAAAAUCAUGAUUAAUCUUCAUACCGUGCACUGUAAGAUAAUGAUCAUUUUACUAAUAUGAGAAGGGUUAAUAUGUAAUCAUUUAGAUUAUGUCAUGUAAUAAUUCAAUAUUUAGCCAUAAAUAAUGUUUGGUUGUUUAAUGAUGCACUUAAAAGUAAUAAAAAUGAUAAUAGAAAAUA